AACCCUUAGCUCAUAUCAAGCCUCUUCAAUUCCCACUCUCUUAUCCUCUGCUUAGCUAUACACUUAAUUAUAUAUCAAUGGGUGUUCCAGCAUUCUCACUUCUCUUCUUCUUUUUAAUUAGCUUUUGCUUCCGUGGUACUUUUGCUGAUUAUGGAGGCUGGCAAAAUGCUCAUGCCACUUUCUAUGGAGGGGGUGAUGCAUCGGGCACAAUGGGGGGUGCUUGUGGAUAUGGAAAUUUGUACAACCAAGGGUAUGGUACUAACACAGCAGCACUAAGUACAGCACUAUUCAACAAUGGUUUAACUUGUGGGGCUUGUUAUGAGCUCACGUGCAGCAAUGAAGCUCAAGGGUGUACCAAGGGGACUAUUACAGUCACAGCAACAAACUUUUGCCCUCCAAACCCAUCAUUGCCCAACAACAAUGGUGGUUGGUGCAACCCUCCUCUCCAGCACUUUGAUUUAGCACAGCCUGCUUACUUGCAAAUUGCCAAAUACAAAGCUGGAAUUGUCCCUAUAUCUUUCCGAAGGGUACCCUGCAUGAGAAAGGGAGGAAUAAGGUUUACAAUAAAUGGACACUCUUUUUUCAACUUGGUUUUGGUAACAAAUGUUGGGGGUGCUGGUGAUGUUCAAACAGUUUCAAUUAAAGGGUCCAAUACUGGAUGGCAAACAAUGUCAAGAAAUUGGGGCCAAAACUGGCAAAGCAAUUCCAAUCUCAAUGGCCAGACUCUUUCAUUUAAAGUCACUACAAGUGAUGGAAGGACUCUCAUUAGCAACAAUGCUGCACCAGCUAACUGGCAAUUUGGCCAAACUUUUGAAGGGUCUCAAUUUUAAUUACUAUUUUUACCUUCACAAAAUAUAAAAAGCAAAAAGGAAAAAUAGAGGUUUUUCAACUUCUUAUUUGAAAGCUCCUCAUGGGGGAGUUUGGCUCUAUUGCUGUGGUGGCUGGUUUGCACCCGCUUAGGCCCUAUAGUAGAUACAAUUGAAUCUUGAGUUGGAAUUUUUACAACUUUUGUAUUUUAUCCUUUUUAAAGAUAUUCAAUUGGUGGCCAUUUAUGGAUUUGAAGGCCACUUUUGAAUAUCACAUAGAUUUGUUUACUAGUCCCUAUAUUCAUUGUGUAAGCAGAAAUUGGGCAACUUAAUGUGAUCAUGUUAUCCUUUCUUAUAA
Messenger RNA from Lycium barbarum (goji berry), 1164 nucleotides. RefSeq names its product expansin-A8-like. The coding region runs from base 78 to 830 and encodes 250 amino acids. The transcript has 3 exons. The record is from RefSeq and is a predicted model, not a curated record. Gene Ontology annotation, biological process: plant-type cell wall organization. Lineage: Eukaryota; Viridiplantae; Streptophyta; Magnoliopsida; Solanales; Solanaceae. Gene Ontology annotation, cellular component: extracellular region.